UACAUUUUCGUGAAUUGCGAAGCUUUUAAACACCUCUGAAUGGUCAUUUUAAAAAUAACGGUUUAUUUCAGAUGGAUAACAUUUUGAGUGGAAUUUUGGCAAUGUGAUACGAACCGUUGGCGACCGGAUGAACCCGAUGAACGGCUCCUAUGAAUCAGCUCAAGAAUUUUUGACUGCGCGCGAUGGGUUUCUCUUACCUGUGGUCUGCGGGUAGGCGUCGACGCGGCACGAUUCUCGAUAUAUCAGCUGGCCACGGGUACCUGCAGCUCCACUCUGUCUUUCUCUCGGUCGAAGAGAAUGAAGGUAAGACGAAGCGACACGCAAAGCCAGGAAAGUGCAUGCAGUGAUAUCGUUGAAGCAGUUUCUAACGAGCCUUACUGUGAAUAACAAGACCUACGAGACCCCUGAAGAGUUAGCAGGCUGCUGAUCGAGGAUGGCUAUGUCUAAGCAGGAACGACUGUACACCCCGAGUGAAUGGAGUAAACGAUAUGGAUCUGACGAACUGUGUGAACAAUUUUUCACAUUCUGCGCAAAAAUCACGGGAAAGGUUCAGAAAACUAUAAAAUGCGAACUUAAUGUUCCAUACGGCCCUACGGAACGUACAAAGUACGAUAUAUAUGGUACCGAUUUACCUGAAGAUGCACCAAUAUUUGUCUUCAUUCAUGGUGGAUAUUGGCAGGAAUUCAGCAAAGAUCUCAGUGGAUUUUCGGUACCCUUGUUUGUUGAAAACAAAAUCAAAGUAAUCAAUGUUGGAUACGAUCUGUGCCCAAAUGUCAAACUUGGAGACAUAGUAGCGCAGAUAAAAUCAGCGGUCGCGCAAAUAUUAAAAGAUGCAGCCGAAUCAGGCUCCAAAUACGUAUGCAUAGCUGGACAUAGUGCUGGUGCGCAUUUGGCUGCGACUCUGUUGCACGACGAAGACUGGAUCAACCGUAUGACGCAGCAAGGAUAUUUUGAACUGUUAAAGGGAAUCGUAUUAAUAGGCGGAAUUUAUAACAUAAAACCUCUUGUUGGUACCAGUUUUGCGACAGCCCUUCAUCUCACCGACGAGGAAAUUAAAGAAUGGAGUUUGUCCACCCUUGAUGAAACGGAAAAUCAUCAUAUCAGUGGCUUGAAAGUUAUCGUAACUGUAGGGGAAUGCGAUUCUCCUGUAUUUGUCAACGAAUCACGCGAAUACGCCCAAAAAAUUAUUUCUAUAGUGGAUAACGUGGAAUACCUGUUACUUCGAAACGAUAUCGACCACUUCGACAUAGUGGAGAAACUAUUGGAUUCAAACUAUUACCUUGCUAAAUUGAUAUUGAAGUGUCUUCGUCCCGAUGCGGAUACCCGUUAAAAGCUUAUGAAGCUAAAAUACUUAUUUUAAUACACUAUAUUCAAUAUAAAAUACACACAUACACACACACAAUUUGAAUUUAUUUAAUAAACUUUAUUAAGAAUUAUAUUAAUAUAUCAAUAUAUUGGCUUGAACCACAUAUGUGCUUUAUAUGAUAGGGAUAAUUAACAUCUAAAUUGAUCAGCUCAUAUUGGUUUUUAUGUAACAAUGAUCUAGAAAAACAGUUCUUACUCUAUGUUCGAGUCAUUUGGGUUUCGUUUUCGGCAAAUGUACAUUUAUUUGCUUCGAGACGGAUUGUCCUGCCGACUUUUUGGAAAUUAAAAUCGGCUUACCUUGCUGAAUAAUUCGUAA
Messenger RNA from Nylanderia fulva, 1681 nucleotides. It is a transcript of the gene KFase, whose product is annotated as kynurenine formamidase. Lineage: Eukaryota; Metazoa; Arthropoda; Insecta; Hymenoptera; Formicidae. The record is from RefSeq and is a predicted model, not a curated record. Gene Ontology annotation, molecular function: arylformamidase activity.